AUGACACAGCACAAGAAGCAGAAAACACACAAGAACAAGCAAUUGAUCCUCAACUUCUUUGAGGCGCUGACUCCAAACUUGCACUCUCCAGGCCAAUGGAGAAACCCAAGAGACCAGUCUAGAGACUACUACAAGGCCGAGUACUGGGUUAAGAUUGCGCAGAUAGCUGAACGUGGUAAGAUCCAUGCUUUGUUUAUCGGCGAUUCCCUAACAAUCUAUGGUGGUUACAAGUCGGAAGGUCUCGGUGGCGCCUAUAACUACGAGGAGGCUGCCAGAACCGGUAACAAUUUCCCGAAGAACGACCCUACGGCCUACCUCUCCGCGGUGGCCAUCUCCACGAAGAACGUUUCCAUGGGUAUCACUUGUUCUACAAUUACCGAACACCCUUACCAUUUCGCAAGAAGAAUCGCCACUUUGGAUCAUAUCUCUGGCGGCAGAAUUGGUUGGAACGUUGUUACUUCAAUGCUGCCAUCUGCCGGUAGACAAUUGGCUCCUGAUAACAAAUUGCCAGAGAAGGACCUCAGAUAUGAAAAGGCUGAUGAGUACUUGCAAGUUGUGUACGAGCUUUUGCUCUCAUCCUGGAGAGAUGAUGGUGUUGUCUUUGAUAGAGAACGUGGCGUCUUCUCCGAUCCGGAUUUGAUUAGAGAGAUCAACUUUGAUGGUAAGUUCUACAGGGUUCCAGGUCCGCAAAUCACAGAGCCUACCCCUGGAAGAUUACCACUGAUCAUUCAAGCAGGUGCAUCUCCAAAGGGUAGACUUCUCGGUGCAAAGCAUGCUGAGUUAAUCUUCAUUCCAGGAGAAGACCGUGUCGAAGCCAGAAACCAAAUCAUCGAAACCAAGAAGACUGCACAGGAACUCUACGGUAGAAACCCGGAGCACUUGAAGUUCAUCACCAUAGCAAAGGUUCUUGUGGGCAAGACCCACGAAGAGGCACUUGCAAAGUACGCCGAGGUUGAAAAGUACCACGAUUUAGAUGGUGCCCUGGUCCAUGUUGGAGGCACUGGUCUUGACCUGGCCCUUUAUGAGUGGGAUGAGGACUUAUCUCUCUCUGACGAUCCAAGAAUCAAACAACUCGUUGCAAGCACACAGAAGAAGAACUUUUACAAGCCAGGUGAGAUUGUUACCAGACGUUACAUUGCAAAGAACUACUUCCGUGCAAACUUCUUCAUCGGUUCUCCACAGGAGGUUGCUGACCAAUUGCAGCAAUACGUUGAUGAGACCGAUAUUGAUGGGUUCAACUUCACCAGUAUCCUACACUUCGAGAACUUUGAGGACAUUGUCGACCUUUUGAUUCCAGAGUUGCAAAAGAGAGGUCUUGCUCAGAAGGAGUAUGCUGUGGAAGGGGGUUCCUUCAGAGAACAAUUCUACGGAACCAAGGGACACAAGUUUGUUCCAGAAGACCAUUACGCCUAUGGCCUUAGAUGGCAAAAGGGUGAGAAGAAGGCAAGCUUUGAAAAGAGACUUGCUGAGUUGAAGGAGAAACAAAAAUCGCUAGUCAUCGGUUCAUAA
Williopsis jadinii is the source of this 1509-nucleotide messenger RNA. RefSeq names its product pristinamycin synthase-like protein. NCBI's taxonomy places the organism in Eukaryota, Fungi, Ascomycota, Saccharomycetes, Phaffomycetales, Wickerhamomycetaceae. The record is from RefSeq and is a predicted model, not a curated record. The transcript has a single exon. Gene Ontology annotation, molecular function: oxidoreductase activity, acting on paired donors, with incorporation or reduction of molecular oxygen; monooxygenase activity. The coding region runs from base 1 to 1509 and encodes 502 amino acids.